CGAACCGGUAAAAUGCGAACUUUUUUGCGAACCAAAACAUUACAUUUUAAUGACCGCAAUAUAAUAUAUUAAAGUUAUAUAAAACGUUUGCUAUUCAAUUCUUUCUUUUAUUAAAUAAUAUAAUGGAAUUAGAUUUAUUUAAAUCUUUACCCGCUGAAUUCGCUGUUCGGUACAAACCAAAAGCUGGUACUAAUUACAUUUUCUCGUGGACUAAUGACAAGGAUAAAGAAAAUUGGCGUGCAGAUGGUUACAGGUGGAGGCAAGGGGGUUCAAAGACAAUUAAUGGAAUUAAAAGGAAGUAUUUUAGAAUUCUUGUUGCACAAGACACAGUAAGUGAUGUGUUUGUACGUAGAGCACACUAUCAUGCUGAUUAUGCUAAUUCAGUUCUGAUAUCAUACAUAGGUGAUGAAGCUAAGGCUGUGCAGUUUCCUCAUGGAAAUGCUACUAGAUGUAAUAGAGAUUUUAUCAGGACAUAGCCAGGUGUUAUAAACCAAAUUAAG
Molecule: messenger RNA, 500 nt
Organism: Hydra vulgaris (swiftwater hydra)
Lineage: Eukaryota; Metazoa; Cnidaria; Hydrozoa; Anthoathecata; Hydridae
Source: RefSeq, a predicted model, not a curated record